Molecule: messenger RNA, 3169 nt
Organism: Stegastes partitus (bicolor damselfish)
Lineage: Eukaryota; Metazoa; Chordata; Actinopteri; Pomacentridae
Product: GTP-binding protein Di-Ras1-like
Exons: 4
Coding region: 260-859 (199 amino acids)
Biological process (GO): signal transduction
Cellular component (GO): membrane
Molecular function (GO): GTP binding; GTPase activity
Source: RefSeq, a predicted model, not a curated record
GGAGGAGGAGGAAGAAGAGGAGGGCUGAUGUGAGCUGAUCAGCGGCAGGUCUGAUGAUGAUUAUGAUGAUGAUGAUGAUGAUGGUGAUGAUGAUGAUGGUGAUGAUGGUGUGAGUCAGACAGCGGAGGGUUCAGGAUGCUCACAGCCGCUCCGGAGUAGACAAACCCCGCAGACGCACACGCACGCAGCCCGGGAGGAUCCGCGGAGACACGCCUACAGGUCACUGAUCCCCAGCAGCAGAUAGACUCCAGCUCCCAGAAUGCCAGAGCAGAGUAACGACUACCGGGUGGUGGUGUUCGGUGCCGGCGGCGUGGGGAAGAGCUCGCUGGUGCUUCGGUUUGUGAAAGGCACCUUCAGAGACACCUACAUCCCCACAGUGGAGGACACCUACAGACAGGUGAUCAGCUGUGAUAAGAGCGUCUGCACGCUGCAGAUCACAGACACAACAGGAAGCCACCAGUUCCCCGCCAUGCAGCGCCUCUCCAUCUCCAAAGGCCACGCCUUCAUCCUGGUCUACUCCAUCACCAGCCGCCAGUCUCUGGAGGAGCUCAAACCCAUCUACCAACAGGUUCUGGCCAUCAAAGGCACCGUGGAGUCCAUUCCCAUCAUGCUCGUGGGCAACAAGAGCGACGAGAUGGCCCAGCGCGAGGUGGAGACGAAGGAGGGCGAGGCCCAGGCCACCUCCUGGAAGUGUGCCUUCAUGGAGACGUCGGCCAAGACGAACUCCAACGUGAAGGAGCUGUUCCAGGAGCUGCUGGCCCUGGAGAAGAAGAGGGACAUGAGUCUGAGCAUCGACGGGAAGCGUUCAGGGAAACAGAAACGAGCCGACAAGCUGAAGGGAAAGUGCAGCAUCAUGUAGAGCGACGGCGGCUGAAGAGGACUCGCCGAAGAGGAAACGCCAGAGGAAGCAGCACUUCUUCUUCUUUGGUGCCUGUCCACCGUCUGUGUGAACACUGGAGCCCAGACGAACAAAAGAACGACUGGAAUAUUUAUAGCAGGGCCUCAGGAGGCUCCUGGCCUGAACUGGAAUGUGUUUGUCAUGCAAAAAUGUUCAUAAAAACAUUUAGACACUCAGCUAACUGCUGCCACCAUUAACACUCACUCUGACCUUUUAAUAAAGGAAUACUUCACUGAUUUUGCUCUGAAUGUUGGACCAAAAAUUAGAUCAAGUGCAGCUGGGGUUUAUUGCAACAGAUUUUUUGGCUAAACAUAAUCAAUUACUAUGAUUACAGCCCAUGUGUCUGGUUUGUUCUCUGACCCAUAAUGGAAGAGGAGAGCCAGAGCUUUUUCUGUGCAAAAGAAUUUUAUGGCCCCCAACAGGAAAAUCAGCAACACCAAAAAUGAUAAGAAUUGGGAAUCAUUUUUUAUUUUUUUUAGCCAGUUUUGUUAGUUGAGCUUUCAUUUGCACACAUCACAGGCAUCUUUGUUUGUUAAAUGAUCAGAAAUAAUAGGAAAUGCAGCGAUUUCUGUCAAAUCAGGUAACGCAUAUUCGUUGCCUCUAUUUUAAGCAGACCAAUCAAGAUUAAUGUCGCCCUGCAAAAACCCAUUCUGAACCUGGAAGCACCUUUUAAAUAUCUGUGAUCACAUCCUGUGAUUGCUUCAGGAGCUUUCUCCCCUUGUUUAUUAAUUCAUUCAUUAAAGUCGUGCAGAUAAAAAGCAGUGAAGUAUUUCUUUAUCUGAUGAGACUAACAGCGUCAUGAUUCCCUCCUCGGCGGUCCUGGCUGUAAUCUACGGGAUGUUUUCAGCUCGGAGGCGACUCGGCUUCCUGCUGUCAUUAGACGAACGCCUACAAAUGUUCUAGCAGCCUCCGCGUGAACGCACUCUGAUGACCCGAAGGCCUGCAGGGGAAACAGCAGACACUCACGUUUACACAGCUGGAAACUUUAAAAAGUAAAGUUUUCAUGGAUACUGGACUAAUUAUCUGUUUGCAUCAACACGCAGCUCCAGGGAAGCAUGCAGCUGCGAGAAAUGUACAUAUAUGAUUUAAAGGAACAGUCCAGCAUGUCGGUAACGCUGUCAGCCGUCGACAGUUUCAUCUCUGUGUGUCCACUACAACGGUAGAGCUCAGCACAAAGACUGGAAGCAGAGGGAAACUGUUAGCCUCGCUCCAUCACAUGAACUUAAAAGUUAAAGGGUGACAGAAGACAUUUAAUGGCUGUUUAAAAUAUUUCUUGUGGUUUCUGUAAUUUAUCUAAUUUUAAACUUGACAUCUGGUCAAUAUACUCCAUCAUCCAUUGUGUCUUUUCUGGAUCAACACAUUUGUCUGUAAAAUUUAAGCAAAUGGCGAAAAAUCAUUGUUUCCUGAAGCCCAAAAUGACAAAAUGAAAUCGGACAAUUUUCAGCUUAGAUUUCCCCAAACAGAAGAUUUGUUCAAGGACCAUUGGAAAGUCAGAAAUGUGACAAGUCUCUCUGAUUUUACGCUUUCUGAGAGAUAAGUGGUGUCAUUUAGGUAAUACUUUAGAAGAUAACAUGCCUUUCAAACCAAAGAGGGUUAAUGAGAUUACAGGGUGCAGCUCCCCUGACAUGCAGGCCUAAAGGUCAGGAUAAAAACCACUGACAAGAGUAGAUGAUGGUACAAUCUCCUCCUGAAUGAUCCUUACAGACAGAAGUCUAGUCUAAAUGGAGCUACAACAUUAUACUCUCAGAUGAAGCUCUGCAUGCAGCUAGCACUGACAACCGUUCCUGUGUUUAUGUUAGACUUCCACAUUUUCCUGACACAAUAGACAUAUUAGUAAGAAAUGCAAACGUGGAAAUACACAGAAGACUCCGUGGACUUUUCUCUGCACUGAUAUUCAUCUUGUCAUCACAACAAGCUAAAUGUUGGACUGUUCCUUUAACUAACAGGAAAACUGCCCGAGCUGUUGUUGUGCAUCUGAAAUGCCUUUCCUACGUUUUACUUGACAGUUUUGUAAAUGAUCUGAUUGUAAGUGAGCUUAAAACUUUAAAAAGCACAAACACAUGUUAACCCUCCUCAGACGGACUCGUGUUGUUUACAUGUCAGUGUGUCCACGCUGAUCACACGUGUGUGUUGCACUUUUGGAAGAAGCCGUGUGUUUUAUUUCUCUGUAAAAAAAAAAGCUCUUUAUUACUUUUCCUUCUGUCAGCUUCCCUCCAGCUUUAGCAAUAUUAAAAAAUGGCUGCUCUUUGUAUGCAGAAACUGUCUCAGAAA